Messenger RNA from Salvelinus fontinalis (brook trout), 814 nucleotides. Its product is annotated as fibulin-1-like. The coding region runs from base 1 to 687 and encodes 228 amino acids. The transcript has 6 exons. Lineage: Eukaryota; Metazoa; Chordata; Actinopteri; Salmoniformes; Salmonidae. The record is from RefSeq and is a predicted model, not a curated record. Gene Ontology annotation, cellular component: extracellular region. Gene Ontology annotation, molecular function: calcium ion binding.
AUGUGGCUAAACCUUUCGUCCUGGGACAACCCUUUUGCAGAGCACCCAGAGUACCAUUGGCCCACGUUGAAGGACUGCUAUCAGGAUGGGAGGGGCCGAGCUCUGGGUGAACAAGACUGUACAGUCUUCCCUCUAAUCGCUGCCUCUCACAUCUGCAGGAUAGCUCAGGAGCAGUGUUGUUCGGCUGUAGUAGGGGACAAAUUGUGUACCAGCGGCAUCAACCGGGCCAAAGAACAGGGGGCCUGUGUGGUGCCUUUUACCCAUGGGGGCCCCUGUGAAACAAAGACUACCAAGAUGUGUUGUGACUGCUGUCUGCUGGGCCUGAUGUCUGCCUGCAUGGGUAAUGGCUGUGAGCUGGCCCUAGACCUGGGAAAGCAGUGUCAGGAGACAGCCCACGUCUGCUGUGGUGGGGUACGACCAGAGCACAACAAGCCUGCUGCUGGGGCUCAAGGAUCCACCAAGUGUUCACAUCUGUGUGUGGGCAAAGGCACGUGCGCUUGCUUCGAUGGCUACAGACUCAAACCAAACCAACACAACUGUGAGGAGGGCUUCUGUUCAGAUAUGAAUGAGUGUGUGGCCGGAUCCCACAGCUGUGCAGUGACAGAGAGCUGCUUCAACGUAAAGGGAGGGUUCAGAUGCCUGUCCUUCGAGUGUCCACCCAACUUCCGUUGGGCAGCAGAGGGGUGAGGACUAGAACUGAACUGAGAACAGUGUUUACUUUCCUUUACUGUCUGGCCUGCUGUGUCUGUGUGAAAUGAGUCAUUUCUGUUUUACACACUCUUACUCUGAUCAAUUAUCAUUGCUCUUUCAUAAC